Diaporthe amygdali is the source of this 1605-nucleotide messenger RNA. RefSeq names its product set domain-containing protein. The record is from RefSeq and is a predicted model, not a curated record. Gene Ontology annotation, molecular function: protein binding; protein-lysine N-methyltransferase activity. Gene Ontology annotation, cellular component: nucleus. NCBI's taxonomy places the organism in Eukaryota, Fungi, Ascomycota, Sordariomycetes, Diaporthales, Diaporthaceae. The transcript has a single exon. The coding region runs from base 1 to 1605 and encodes 534 amino acids. Gene Ontology annotation, biological process: peptidyl-lysine monomethylation.
AUGAUGAAUGAACCUGACCAGGAACGCUUCAAUGCGCUUCUUGAGUGGGGCAAAGCGCACGGAGGCACUCUUCAUCCGGCCCUAGAGGUGUACAAAGACAAUGUGACGGGCUUCUCGAUGCGAGUCAAGGUGUCAUUUACCAACACGACCAACCAGUCUAUCAACCCUGGGGAAGAGAUCCUAACGUGCCCCUUGGAAACAAGUCUGUCGUUCCUGAACGCAACGACGGGUGGCCCCGUCCUAUCCCAGCCGUCCGAGCAUGCGGAGCCGUGCCCGGUGUUUCCACAUCGGUUCAUGGCACUCCAGCCGCACGUGAUUGGGCACUUCUUCCUCAUGAAGCAGUACCUGAUGGGCAAAGAUUCAUUCUGGCACCCGUACAUCGCCACUCUUCCCCAACCAGACUCCCCUUCGUCUUGGAGCCUACCCGCCUUCUGGCCCGAAGAUGACUUCGAAUUCUUGGAGGGAACGAAUGCUGGGGUGGCGGCUGAAGAGAUCCAGACCAAUACGAAAAGGGAUUUCAAGGAGGCACGAAAGAUUCUGAAGGACGAAGCAUUUGAGAAUUGGCAAGACUACACGCGACACCUCUUCAACUGGGCCUUCUCGAUAUUCGCAUCCCGCAGCUUUCGCCCGUCCCUCGUCACUCCUCGUCUUGUUCAGGAACGUGAACUGCCCAGGAAUGUCGACAUCGACGAAUUCUCUAUGCUUCUUCCAGUGUAUGACAUCAUAAACCAUGACACAAAGGCCAAUGUACAAUGGGUGGUGGACCACCAGAGUCGUGCCUCUGAGGCCUGUCGCUUCAUCACCUUGGACUCCUACAAAUCUGGCGAGCAGGUUUUCAACAACUACGGGAAGAAGACCAACAGCGAGUUGUUGCUGUCUUACGGCUUCAUGUUGCCGGAGACCGAGGAGUUGCACAACGAUUAUGUGCACCUACGGAAAAAGGAGAGUGCGCCAGCCGCGGGCGAGCAAUCCGCCCCCCUACAACGCACAGAAAUGGCACAAUCGGAGGAGUCUGAUGGCUUUUGGCCACAGAAGUCAAAGAGAAAAAGGCCGCAAGACUUCCUCGUGUCGCCGCGACCGAUGAACCACCCGAGCUCUUUCGUCGGGCAGAACCGAAACUGGGUCGCAAAGGAGGCUGGUUUCGACGUCCGUCCUGAAUUCUCUCACGUCGAGGACAACCUCGUAUGGGAUCUGUGUCUGUCCAUUGUCGGUAGUGAAGCAAAAGAAGCCUUCAUCGACAAGGUCCUCGGCACGACCGGAGAGGCGCAGCUGCCAACGUCAAAUGAUCAACGCAAGCGUGAGGAAGCUGCACUACGGAAUAUUCUAUCUGGGCCUUCAACUUUGCCCAGAGAAGUCGAGACGGUCCUAAUCAACGUCAAGGAGCUCUUGCUGGCGAAGUUGGGCAUGGAGUAUGACAAAUUCUGCGAGGCGGAUCCUGGGAUGGGAGUGGACGAGGAUGGCAAUGAGGUAGUAGUUGAGGUCGAGCCGCAGACGCGCAACCAGGAAAUUGCUCUGCAGUAUCGGAAGCAGGUGAAGAAGGUCUUGGAGAAUGCCAUCGGCGCGCUCGUCCCCAACUGGAAGGAGGAGGUUAUGGUUGAGGACUAA